AUGGUAAAUGGCUCAGUACCCUUUGCGUGUGGCCCAAUCAAAAAGGCCGUGGUUUGGCCAGUGAUAUCAAGGUCUCGGUCGCCGGUGGAAGGUGGGGAUGGAUGCUUGGGGGGUCGGGUGGUGGCUUCAUCAGGUCCGUCAGCACUCUGCGUCUCACUGGCCGGUGGCUUAUUUGCCGUUAUUUCAGUUUCACCCUCGUCUCUCCCGUUCAUUCCACCACCGUAG
This is a messenger RNA of Prunus armeniaca (apricot), 225 nucleotides long. The record is from the annotation of a GenBank genome assembly. Lineage: Eukaryota; Viridiplantae; Streptophyta; Magnoliopsida; Rosales; Rosaceae.